CAAGAAGGCCCCACCAUUAGUCAAGACCAAGGGGAAAUGAUUGCCAGGAUAAGGCGUCACAGCUGGAGGAGCGGCAUCUCGCAAACGGCGCCAUGAUCAUCCAUCAGUGGACCAUCACCCACUGCCCGCUGCCCAAGUGUUGACUUCAUUCAACUCUCUCGCCUGCUUCCUGCAGCAAUCCCCCCUAAUAAUGUACGAUUAAAGGAGUGUCCCACACAAAUGCAAGACAAGGCGUUUGUCGAUAGGUAGUGCGUGAACACGCGCUCCUUUCCCUUCUGUCGCGACCUGGUUGACCCGGCACGCUCUCGGGUUUCUAGGAUUCCCGGGUUUCUGGGUUUCCGAGGUUUCCGCCCGCUAUAUCCAGGUUAGCGAUACCUCACCUACCUAGUCGUCCGACUCCCUUCCCGAUCAGUUCAAAACUCGGUCCUGGAUCUCCCUCCAUCCGCAUCUGCCGUCAUGGACCAUACCACCAUUCCAGAGGCUGUGGCGGCAGCGAUGCCUGGGCCGCUCGACAAUGCAAGUGCCUGGCAGAACUUCACCCUAUGGACGGCUCAACAUUUCGGCUUGGCAGUGAACAUGACAAAGUUGACGCCAUCGUUGGAGGAUCUUGUUUGGGCAGGCCCUCGCAUGGUCAUGAAGCUCGGACGCCUGGGCUCUUUUAUCUCGUUCCCGGACGCCAUCGACGCCUUUGGCCAGCGGGUUGUGCCCGAUGCAACCGACGGCGACAUCUUCUCCUCGUCCACGAUAAUAGCCACCAACCUGGUCGAAACCCUCACGGAAACUACCUCGACUGCUGCGUCUUCCGCAUCCGACUUUGCUGCUUCCGCCGUCGCCGACGUCGUGACCCAGAAUCCGAACGCUUUUGUCUCGCGGUUCUCGAUGGAAGGCGCAAAAGGCUUGGGGGGCGUCUUCAGCUACGCCACUAGCAAGUGGGCGCUAUGUUGCAUCGCCAUGGCUGUCAUCUUCAACCGCACCCACAUAUUCGCUGCUACUCGCCGCAGACUCCGGCUCCGGUGGCAUAUCCGCCUGUUUAUGCGCGUCGUACCCGUGAUACUACUUCUCCUCCAAGCCCGAUGGCUCCUGCAGUCAAUACAGUGCCAGACCUCGCCCGACUUCUCCGAACUGCGCUGGGGAAAUGCAAGCAAGAGCUCGGAUCUGAUGUUCGCGCAACCGAACCACUUUCUGAACCGGCUUGGGUCGACUCUAUUACUCGGAGCGUCCGACGAGGAGUCCUGCCGCUCCGCGCAGAUGGUACCUUGGGAUGAUGGAGAACAACCCGAGCUAGUGGGCUCUCUCUCCCGCCUUUGGCCGCUCUUCGGGACGUACUGUUUGAGCCAGUUCGUAGAAGUACUCUCUUGCGCGGUGCAAGGCCGCCCGGUGGCUGCCGAGACCGGCAUGACCCUGUUCGAGCAUUCCCUUGCCUUUGCUGAGGCUGAUGCUGCCAUUGGCAAUCAGCUGGGCUGGGGUCUCUUCACCAACAGUACCGGCGGAUCGCAAGCAGCACUCGGAUCCAAGAUUGCGCUUACGAGGUCCAUGAUUUUGAAGCGAGUCAACACGCCCGCCGAGGUGCUUCUCGUGGCCUUCUUCUCCGCCAUGAGCCAUGCCACGAGCCACAUCCUCGGCAUCUUCAACCUGCAAGCCAAGUUCCGCCUCGUCAGUACAGGGUUUUGGGGCCUUUGCUUCAUGUCGAGCCUCCUCUGGAGCGCUUUCAACUUCUCUGUCGAUGAUCCUUCGGCCCAAGGAUUACUGAGGUACCCGACCGUCUGCAUCAUCGGCUUCAUCCCACACAUCCUCAUCCUGUUCGGGAUCUACGCCUGUGGAGUCGUCUACGCCUCGGCCCUGGCGCUGUCAGCCCUUGCUACACCAGACGGAGAAAAUAACGGAGAACGGCUUUCUCUCCGGCAACGCCUUCAGCGUGCCCAUGGCAAUAUGCAAGCGAAUGUCUCGCUUUCCGACAUCCGUAUCCGGACGGAUAUGGACUUCUACACUGCGCUCUUGCGAGCGGGUUUUGGUGCAAUCACCAUGGCAAGCGAGGCGGUCUACCUCAACGAGGAUCACCAAGUGAACCUGAAGAGAUAUACCUGGUUAGAAAACGACAGGUUUCGUGAGCUGGAAGAACUUCGGAUGCAGUGGAUCGGCGGCGGCAUUCCCGGGUCACGAUUCGAUUCGGUUGGCACCAUUGGCCUCGUGCCUGUCAAGGACGGCCAGACGCAUGCCAUGAGCGGUUACGCGAGGGAGAAGGCAGCGCAGCAGAUCCCGAGAAACAACACAUCCAACCGAAGGUUUCGGGACGGCGUCGGCGCCACGGAGCGCAGUUCGAGGUGGCUUAUCGCGUUUGAGUACAUGCUACAUAUUGCCAAGCUAGUGUUUGUCAUGUGGGCGUUGGUUACGGUUAGGAUCAUGGCGGUUUUCGGCCUGCGCACGCCUCCUCGCUGGCUUCAGGGCCUAUCACAGCGACCUAAGCCCGAGUUGGCAUCCAAAAAGUCGGGCCGGCGUGGUCGCGGGCUAAACGUAGAUGUCUUGUCCCCCGGUGAAGGGAGAGUCUUCUUCGUGGUUCCGCGGGCUGACUGGGUGGACGUGGAGGCGGAAUUACGCCGCCAAAUGGACAAAAACGACGGGGAAGCAGAAACCAGCCAGAGAAUCCCUCCUGCCAACGAGACGGAAGUCGACUCCAAGCUUUACAGCUACUUCCUCAGGGGCGGCUGGUGGGGGAACAGCGACUCGAGCGGCGACUAUGCUCCUCCCACCUCUCAAGCCCCAGACACCGGCCUCGACGAGCUGGAUUUCGACGAUACCACUAGUGUCAUCUCGACAACCGAAUCAGCGAGUGAAGUGGACUGGGAGUCUGACCACGACUCCCUCGACGACGGGCAGCGCACCCCAACGCAGCAAAACCCCGCCCCCAUCUCCUUCGCCUCGGCCGUGGCAUCAGCCCGCGCCUCCCGCGAGUCCACCCCGCUCCUGGACACCCCCAUCGCAACCACCGACCUCGCCCGGCUGCUGAACCCCCAAAGCCCCGAAGACCGCGACGAAGCCCUCGCGCUAUCCGCCCACCUGAGCAGCGACGGCAUCAUGACGCGCUCGCGCUUCAAGCAGCAGCUCCAGCGCCAGCGCGCCCAGGUGCUCCUCACCAACAACCAAGCCGCCAUCCACACGCGCCGGCAGUUCGCCGCCCCGACCCAAGAGAAGAUGACGCCCGACGAAGAAGCCCGCGUGCUCGAGCAGCUGCUCCUCUCCCGGCGCGCCGCCGCCGCCGCCGCCAAACAAGCCACUACCACAUCAUCAUCAUCAUCAUCAUCAUCCAUGCCACCACCACCACCAUCAGAAACAUCAUCACCGCCCGGAGGGGCAGGGGCGGGGGCCAACUCGUCGUGGGCGACGGGCGCGGCCGGGCUGGGCCCCGACGGGCCGCAGUGCGUCGUGUGCCAGAGCGCGCCGCGCACCAUCAUCGUGUGGCCGUGCCGCUGCCUGAGCCUGUGCGACGACUGCCGCGUGUCGCUGGCCAUGAACAACUUUGACAAGUGCGUGUGCUGCCGAAGGGAGGUGAUUAGUUUUAGUCGGAUUUAUGUGCCCUAGGUUGGGUUGGGUUGGGUUGGGUUGGGUGGUGGAGUGUAGUGUGGUGUGGUGUGGUGUGGG
Chaetomium fimeti is the source of this 3636-nucleotide messenger RNA. RefSeq lists its product as uncharacterized. The record is from RefSeq and is a predicted model, not a curated record. NCBI's taxonomy places the organism in Eukaryota, Fungi, Ascomycota, Sordariomycetes, Sordariales, Chaetomiaceae. Gene Ontology annotation, molecular function: ubiquitin protein ligase activity. Gene Ontology annotation, biological process: protein ubiquitination; ubiquitin-dependent protein catabolic process. Bases 457 to 3576 code for a protein of 1039 amino acids. The transcript has a single exon.